Molecule: messenger RNA, 1604 nt
Organism: Wasmannia auropunctata (little fire ant)
Lineage: Eukaryota; Metazoa; Arthropoda; Insecta; Hymenoptera; Formicidae
Gene: Faa
Product: fumarylacetoacetase
Exons: 8
Coding region: 108-1370 (420 amino acids)
Biological process (GO): L-phenylalanine catabolic process; L-tyrosine catabolic process; homogentisate catabolic process
Molecular function (GO): fumarylacetoacetase activity
Source: RefSeq, a predicted model, not a curated record
UCAGCCCAGCCCAGUCGGAUGAGAACUCGAACGCUACUUAUCAGAUCGUCGUUAGCGACACAAACCUCGUCUCGUAGCAGUCGUAGUCGUCCGUAGCAGCUGUAACCAUGAAGUCUUUCAUCAAUUACUCGGCAUCCAGCGAUUUCCCGAUCGAAAAUUUGCCGUACGGAAUCUUCUCAACAAAGGACAAGCCAGAAAAAAGAAUUGGAGUUGCCAUUGGUGAUCAAGUUUUAAACUUGAGUACUAUCGCAAAUUAUUUUGAUGGACCACUGUUACAAAAUAAACAAGAUGUAUUUCACCGUGAUUGUCUGAACGAUUUUAUGUCUCUUGGAAGACCUUCAUGGCUAGAAGCAAGAUCCAAACUGCAAGAGUUACUUUCUGCCAAUAAUCAAACUUUACAAGAUCCGGAAGUUCGCUCUAAAAUCUUCGUUGCACAAAAAGAUGCUAUAAUGCAUUUGCCAGCAAAAAUUGGUGACUACACCGAUUUUUAUUCAUCUAUUCAUCAUGCUACAAAUGUUGGCAUUAUGUUCCGUGGGAAAGAAAAUCCGUUGAUGCCAAAUUGGAAAUAUUUGCCGGUUUGCUAUCACGGAAGAGCAAGUUCCGUUGUUGUGUCAGGCACGCCCAUAAGACGACCGUGCGGUCAAACACUUCCGGUUGAAGGUGCAGCACCUGUUUUUGGGCCUUGUAGAUUAAUGGAUUUCGAGCUCGAAGUUGCUUUCUUUGUCGGCGGACCAUCUACUAAUCUCGGUGAUACUGUUCCAGCUUCAAAAGCUUAUGAUUACAUUUUUGGGAUGGUCCUAAUGAACGAUUGGAGCGCACGAGACAUUCAAAAAUGGGAAUACGUACCACUAGGGCCAUUCGGCUCGAAAAAUUUGGGCACGACAAUUUCUCCAUGGGUCGUUACGAUGGAGGCUCUAGAGCCCUUUAAAGUACCAAAUAUAAUUCAAGAUCCAGAACCAUUUCCAUAUUUGCAGCAUGAUGAGUCCUGUAACUUUGAUAUUAAAUUGGAAGUUGAUAUUAAACCAUCAAGUGACGUAGUCACAACCGUAUGCCGCAGCAAUUUCAAAUAUAUGUACUGGACUCCGCGACAGCAACUGGCGCAUCAUACUGUGACUGGGUGCAACAUUAAUCCUGGCGAUUUGAUGGGUUCCGGCACUAUAAGUGGAGACACUUCGGAUUCUUACGGUUCUAUGCUCGAGUUAUGCUGGAAAGGCACACAUAACAUUCCGUUAAAAGAUGGUACAACAAGAAAAUUUCUUCAAGAUGGUGAUGAAGUAAUUCUUCGUGGUUAUUGUGUCGGUGAUGGUUAUAAAGUCGGUUUCGGGUCAUGUACGGGUAAAUUGUUACCUGCUAACCUGCCAACACUAUAAGUGAAAUUGGUGCAUAAGUAAAAAAUUACAAAUAUUUUGCUGUUUUCUACAUCUUAAUUUUAUAUUUGAUUUUGAAUAUAUAAAAUAAACUUUUUAUUUGAUAUAUAUUAUAUAUACACUUGCUUCCUAUUGUUUCAAGUUAUUGUUCCAAAUCAUCAAUAGCGAGAGUUGAAAAUGACAAUGAUAUUUAAUUUUAAGUUAAAAUUAAAUAAAAUAUAAUUACCUAUAUAGUAA